AUGGCAGCCACCGCGAUCACCAAGUGGACGCGGGAGAAGGGCGGGAGGAAGGACUUCGUUGACCACACCCGCAGGAGCCACCAGCCGCUGCGCGUGAUCCUGUCGAGCGGCGAGGCGGCCAGGAUGCGGGAGCUGGCGGGGCUUGGGCGGGACGAGGAGGCAGGGACGGGGCAGGAGGCGCGGCUGGAGGACAGGGAGGAUGCCGUCACGAGGAAGAGGAUCGAGAAGCUGCGGGCGUUACUGCAUGACACCACGCUGGAGGAGGAUGAGGUGGCCGCGGCGCCUCCCCAGCCCCGGCCGGCCAGCAGGGGCGUGGAGGAGCUGCGGAGGGAGGCGGAGAGCCGGAGCCGCGCCCUGGGGAGAGUGAGGACCUACCUGCCGCCCCCCGCCACCCCCACCACGCCGCAGGAGAGGGGGGACAGGAUACACGCUCAGGUUCUGAAGACGCUUCCCGUGCAGGUGAAGGAAAGGGAGGAGCGGAGGAGGCUGAAGAAGGAGGACGACGACAAGUGGGCCCUCAAUGUGCGGCAGAACCAGAGGCGCUUCGAGGAGGACCAGGAGAAGGAGAGGCGGGAGAAGGACGAGAGGAAGGAGAGGCACAAGAAGGACCUCGAUGUGCUGUGCAAGGAGCAGGCAGGGCGGCGUCAGGAGGAGCGCAACCAAAUCCUGCGCCGCCGUCAGGAACUGGAAACGAGUCACCAGGUGUAUCAUCGCUACCAGCAACACCAAGACGCACAGGCUGCUCUGGCGAAGGAAAGAAAACGGGAGGAGCUUCUGCGGGAGAUAGAGAAGGUGAAGGCGGAGCGGAGGAUGGAGGCCGAGGUGGAGGAGCGGUUAAGAGAGGAGCAACUCAGGUACUCGGCCGUGAAGCGGGCGUUCGCGAGGCGGGUGAAGCAGAAGACGCUGGACAAAAUGCAAGGAAAGAGAGGAUACGCGACGGGGGGAGGAGAGACGCCGUUGUGAGGGAAGAUAAGCGGUGAAUAGAAGGAGGAUCAG
Molecule: messenger RNA, 996 nt
Organism: Eriocheir sinensis (Chinese mitten crab)
Lineage: Eukaryota; Metazoa; Arthropoda; Malacostraca; Decapoda; Varunidae
Exons: 5
Coding region: 1-963 (320 amino acids)
Source: RefSeq, a predicted model, not a curated record